Messenger RNA from Pocillopora damicornis (cauliflower coral), 3722 nucleotides. RefSeq lists its product as uncharacterized. Lineage: Eukaryota; Metazoa; Cnidaria; Anthozoa; Scleractinia; Pocilloporidae. Gene Ontology annotation, biological process: regulation of transcription by RNA polymerase II. Gene Ontology annotation, molecular function: RNA polymerase II cis-regulatory region sequence-specific DNA binding; DNA-binding transcription factor activity, RNA polymerase II-specific. The record is from RefSeq and is a predicted model, not a curated record. Gene Ontology annotation, cellular component: RNA polymerase II transcription regulator complex.
ACGCGGUUUCGUUGCGCCAGGGGAGAAAGGAGAGGUGAUAUUUCAGUUAGUUUAGCUUCUCGUAGCUCCUUAAGUGAAAUUGGUCCAUAUGAGCCUUCAACAACGCUGUAGUGUCUUGUUCCCAAGGAAAAACUGACGGAUUCUUAAAUCAAGUGGAAUAUUAUGGAAUCUAAAACAGUUACGCAGACUUUCGUCGCUUCGGAUGUAAGCGAUCAUUCAAACACAGAUUAUAUAGCAAGCGACAAUGAUGAGACUGAAAGUGUUUGUGUUAGUUCAUCGCAUUCGAUUCCUUUACGUCGAUAUCCCUCGCUGGCAGAGCUUUCCUCUAUAGCCACAAACUGUGAAGGAACUAAUAUAACUACUGUCGAUUUAUCGAUGGAGGAGAAGAAACUAAUGCUAGCUCCCAGCACCGAAGAUUGUAAAAUUCAAACUUCAAAUCAGCUGAAUAGUAUCUGGAAUCGAGGGCCGCCAGUCACACCACCAAAGGUUGCCGAAGCAGGCAAAAACUCGUCAAAUCAAUGUGGAGAUGAUCCCUUAACUCCGACUGCUAACCUUAAAAUGCUCGUCAGUGCUGCUAGUCCAGCAAUCCGCGAUCGGGAAACCAGGAAGAGAGAAUUAUUUCCAGGUGAAAGUUUUAACACCUUUGAGACGCUCCACUCAGCGGCGAGUGUGCUAAUUUCAAACUCAGGACAAUCUGAUGCACUUAGAAGUGAGCGGGAUUUGAGUGAUGAAUCUUCUCAUGUUGUAUAUGGAGAAAACAAGAUAACCAUCAGCCGGAAAGACAAGUCGCUGGGGCUUCUGUGUCAGAAGUUUUUGUCCAAAUAUCCAGAAUACCCAAAAGCUAACGAGUUUAUUGAGAUUGGCCUUGAUGAUGUGGCAAAGGACCUUAGUGUGGAAAGGAGGCGAAUCUAUGACAUUGUCAAUGUUUUGGAAAGUGUAGAAGUUAUAAGCAGAUAUGCAAAGAACAGAUAUGUCUGGCAUGGAAAAUCAAGACUUCCCUCUACUCUAAUAAAACUUAAGCACUAUGCCGUAUCAAAAGGGCUGAAAUUAAAGCCCUCAUUUCCAGGAAAGGAACAUGUAAAAUCAAAAGACACUAAAAAGGAAAAGAGUAAAGUUCCAGUUACAUCAGCAUUGUCCAGCCAGUUACCUCUAAUCCUCCCAAAGAAUUCUAGUCUUGUGUCCCUUGUUCAAGCUUUAAAACCUCAUGUGUCCCAAAUGAACAACAACCUCAUGCCACCACCUGCCACUGUGAAAGACAGUACAGCAGAAGAAAAAGCUGGUAAAAAUCUGAAAUUUAGAGAUAAUGAAUACUGCAGAAAAGACAAGUCAUUGGGAGUUCUCAGUCAAAAGUUUUUGAUGAUGUUUCUCGUCUCUGAGACAAGACAUGUGACCCUAGAGGAUGCUGCAAAUGUACUGAUUGGCGAGGAGGAAGAAGGCCAAACAAAGUAUAAAACUAAAGUCAGACGACUGUAUGACAUUGCCAACAUUCUAUCAAGCCUUCAGUUAAUAGAGAAAGUGCACAUCCACAGCAUCCAGGUAGGAAGGAAACCUGGCUUCAGAUGGAUAGGAAUAGAUCCUGAUAAACUGGAAUUAUUGGUACCCAACACCCAAGAUGAGGUAGACAACCCACCAACAGUUCACAGGGUCUCUGGAGAAAAGAGAAACGAACUCCAGUUUGAUGAAGACGAAGAAAGUGCUGUAGGACGUUUUAUCAGGCGGAGACCAAGCCAGCAACAAAUUAGACCAAAGACAGGGGAGACUGAAGCAAGCAAAAGCAAGUUGCCGCGUUCACGAUCAGAGAGAGUCUUGAGCACGAAGAAAGGAGGUCAGCGAGAAUGCGAGGAUGGUUUUUCAGUUCAAGAGAUCGCAGCUUCGUUUGGUGUGGGUUCAUCAACAGGCAGUCCAACUGAAGCUAAAUUCCGUGCAGAGUUGAAGAAACUACACCAACAGUACCCUGAUCGUAUGUCGCAGUUACUUUCAGCUUGCAGUUAUUCAGACGAUUUCGAAGCUAGAAAGAGUCGUCGUUCCUUGUUCAUGCCACAAACAUCAGAACUGGACGGUGCUCCAGAGCCGAAACGAAGACGAAGCGCCGACGAUGCGUACUCCAUCAGGCAAGACACAGAUGCUGGAUUUUCACAUUCAACGACUUCACCGUUCAAAAGUCCUCAAGAAGGAAAGAGCGUUCCUUCAGUUACCAGCCCUAAACAGACAAGUCCGACCGGAAAAUUAAAUCUGGCAUCCCCUGAACAAAAGAUUCUCUUAGAGAGACAAAAACAGCGGCAACUGUUAGAAGAACAGCAGGGGUUUGACUCACAAGAUGAACGUUGGAAGCGCAUGGAACGCGAGCUGGAUAAAGCUUUUCCUAAAGGGGGACCAACCCGUCCAAUGAUGGUCCAUCAGUCUUCGUCACCCCUGCCCUACGACGCACUCGUAGAGCAAACGUCUGUAGCCAUUCAAGCCAGUCUUAUAGACGACUUAAGCCCUCUGAAACCAUUGAGCUAUUGCCGAAAGGUUAAGUCCCCUUGGAAAAAUACUGAGUCUCAACAGACAACUUCAUCGCCUGUUCCAUUUCAGGGUGGAUCUGUCAUGAAUGCGCUCUCCAAUCCGCACGCGAUGUCGCCGGUGCCAAUUCUUCCGGCAACAGAGCGUCCUGCUAGUGUUAACAACGCAUGCCCGAACAGUGCUUACUUUUUGCAAAUCCCUGUUUCAGCAGGAGGUAACGGGGGGUCAGUAGUGUGGGCCACACCCACCCCUCCCUCUGGUAGCUCAACACCUUCUCCAGACCAACUCAUUAAGAUGGCGGCAUCGCCUGUGAACGCACCACUGCUUUACAGUCCCAGGUCACUCACGCCCACUCCUGAACCUGUUUCAUUGGAGCCCUCUGUUGCCGGUAAACAACAAGCGGUUAUCACAACUCCCUUGGUCACCGUGCUUGAACCUCAGCAAGUUCGCCCCGUGCAACAGACCUUAUCAAUUCAACUUCCAGCAAUUCCUCAAGUAGGCAAAGCCGAAUUGCAUUCAGUCACACCCAUCACGGGCAAUAUUACUCCAUUGCAGUUUGCUACUCCAUUGGUCAAACUCACAGAUCUCAAAAAGGUCGUUUCCAUGGAAACACCUACUACUACAGUACAGCUGCUGACGGAUGUGUCUAAACGCCUGUCACUUCCGUUUUCGGGUGAACAAUCUAUGUAGGUGAAUUUUUUUCAAAGAAAAAUUUUAAGUAAUUUUUUUAUAUAGGAAUACAAGUGUUGCCUUGCCUUUCGCAAUAUUUUUUCAAGUACAUUAAGAUUAGCGAAAGUAUAGGCAAUUACUUUUCAGAAUUUUCCGAUCAUUGCUCUUUUAUAACUCCUCCAGGACUGAUGAGAGUGGAAACAAUUUUGUUUAAGUACAGUGCUUUAUAAAGCAAAUAGAUUUUGGAGCAGAUUUUGCUGAAUAGCUCACAGUUAAAAUCAUUGUGCAAAGUAACGGUCACAGAUAGGUGAUUUUAUUUUACUCCGUUUUUUCUGGAAAACAGUUUGGAGGGAGAUAAAAUUGUUGAUUUAUUUUUAUUCAGAAUUGUAUUUUUUAUGUCAAGUGGAAGUUAUCAAAUGUAUAAUUUAGCUUUGAAGCUUUCGAGCGAUCCUUUAAUCGCAAAUCGUUUUAUUCUUUGAAAUGACUGAAGAAGUUGUCCAGUUUGAAGAAUAUGAUGCCCUAGUGUGAGUUAAAUUUCCUUGAUUACUUAC